AUCCCACCCCUUUAAAGCUCAAGGGCUGCUGUCACAUCAGGAGCUGCUGCACAGACUUUCCUAACGUGUGAUGACCGCGCAAAGUAAAGAGGCAACUUUUCUGUAGCUCAUAACGAGCCGCGGCACCCAUCCAUUUCUGUAUUAUUUGAUAUUGAUUGAUUUAUCGGCGCGAUGCUCGGGCUGGCCGGCCUCCCCGCCGCUCUGCUCCUCUCGCUGCUGUCCUGCUGCCCUCCUGCUCGGGGAUAUUUUGCGGAGGAGCGCUGGAGCCCCGAGUCUCCUCUCCUCGCUCCACGGAUCCUCGUCGCCCUCAUUUGCAGAAACUCCGAGCACUCUUUGCCGUAUUUCCUGGGUACCAUCGAGCGCCUCAACUAUCCCAAAGAUCGCAUGGCUCUCUGGGUAGCAACUGAUCAUAAUGAGGACAAUACGACAGACGUUCUGCGUGACUGGCUUGUGAAGGUGCAGAACCUUUACCAUUACGUGGAGUGGCGGCCAAAAGAAGAACCCAGACGCUACGCAGAUGAGGAUGGGACAAAGCACUGGACAGAUCUCCGUUAUGAGCAUGUUAUGAAGCUACGGCAAGUCGCACUGGAGUCCGCUCGUGAAAUGUGGGCAGACUACUUUAUGUUGGUAGACUGCGAUAACCUCCUCACCAAUCCCGAUGUUCUCUGGAAGCUCAUGAAGGAGAAUAAGACCAUUAUUGCUCCAAUGCUUGAAUCCCGUGCAGCCUAUUCAAACUUCUGGUGUGGAAUGACCUCCCAGGGAUACUAUAAGCGGACUCCUGCCUACAUACCCAUUAGAAAGCAGGUGCGGAAGGGCUGUUUUGCUGUUCCUAUGGUCCACUCCACGUUCCUGAUAGACCUCAGGAAAGAGGCAUCUAGGCAGCUGGCCUUUCACCCUCCACACCCAGAAUACAGCUGGGCUUUUGAUGACAUCAUUGUGUUUGCAUUCUCUGCUCGUAUGGCAGAUGUUCAGAUGUUUGUGUGUAACAAGGAGACCUAUGGUUACUUCCCUGUGCCAUUACGCUCACACAGUACUUUGCAAGAUGAAACCGACAGCUUCUUGCACUCCCUGUUGGAAGUUAACGUGCGAAAUGCCCCAGUGAUGCCUUCCAAACACUUACGUGUUCCGAGAAAAAAACCUGACAAACUGGGCUUUGAUGAGGUGUUCAUGAUAAACCUCCAGAGGCGGACUGACCGCAGAGACCGUAUGCUGCGGACUUUGUACGAGCAGGAGAUUGCUUGUAAAGUCACUGCAGCUGUAGAUGGAAAAGCAAUGAACAUUAGUGAGAUUCAUACAAUGGGCAUCCAUAUGCUCCCUGGCUACAGUGACCCUUACCAUGGUCGACCGCUGACAAAGGGAGAGCUGGGAUGCUUUCUUUCUCACUACAACAUCUGGAAAGAGAUUGUGGAGCGACGCCUGCACACCUCUCUGGUGAUUGAGGACGAUCUGCGCUUUGAGAUUUUCUUCAAACGUCGUUUGACGAACUUGAUGAAUGAGGUGGAGAAAGAAGGACUGGAUUGGGAUCUCAUUUACAUUGGUCGGAAGAGAAUGCAAGUGGACCACCCAGAGAAAGCAGUGCCAAAUGUACAUAACUUAGUGGAAGCAGACUAUUCAUAUUGGACACUAGGCUAUAUGAUGUCAUUACAGGGUGCUGAGAAGCUUUUGAAAGCAGAACCGCUGAAGAGGAUUUUGCCAGUGGAUGAGUUUCUUCCUAUCAUGUACAAUAAACAUCCUGUGUCUGAUUAUAUGGAUCAGUUUGAAACAAGGGACCUGAAGGCAUUUUCUGCAGAGCCUCUACUUGUGUAUCCGACGCACUAUACAGGUGAUGCGGGCUACAUCAGUGACACUGAGACCUCCACUGUGUGGGACAAUGACAAGGUCCGCACAGACUGGGACAGAGCCCGCUCAGGAAAAACUCGAGAGCAGGCUGAGAUCAGCAGCGAAGCUCAGAACUCAGAUGUGCUCCAGUCCCCCCUGGACAGCACAGCACGGGACGAGCUAUGAGAAGAACUGAGUCAGAGCCACGGAAAAAAACGUAAAGGUGCAUGGGACAAACACGUCAGUUUUUAGAAACAUGUUUGAUCCUCGAUUGUUUUGAUUCGCAUCACAGCAGGGAUGUGACAUCAAAGUUUAUAAAAAGGUUUAAUUUAUCAGAUGUGACGAGUUGAAAAGGGAUCAUGUGUGUCUUAUGUUUUCUUGUCAGAUUGUAGUUUUUACUUAACAAAGGCACUAGACUUGCCACUUGGGAUGGCAUUUGCGGUACCCAAAUUCUGUCUGUCAUACAGAAAUGAACAUAUGCAUUAGCAGAGAAUGAAAUUGGUGUUACAUUUCAGUACACUGUGAAAUACUUUUAAUCUUUUCUCACCACUUCAUAGACUAAAUGGGGUACAACUACACUCUUUAUCACUGAGCAAAGUCAAAACAUUGUGUCGUUCUUUUCUUUUAAUUUUCAUAUUGCUGUGUUUUGAGUAAUCAUAAGCCAGAAAUGUAGAUGCUUGUAACAAAACUUUACCGAGCAACAAAGCACACAUGCAACAGUUGGUGCUAACUCAGAAUUGUAGAUUUGCAGUAGUGCUGAUGAACACUUUCUAAUGGUGCAGUUUCUUCCCUUGUUGCUACUUUUUGAUUGUCUUCAGACUAAUGCCACAGAAUAGCUGUUGACAUUGUUUUAAGUGAGACAAAGCACUGUACACACCACACACUCUCCAGGUUAAGAAUAUGGUUAUAUGUUCCCUUUAGGUUCCCUCAGAAAGAACCCAACUUAACACAUCCAAACCCACUUUGACCUUUGUUUUCAGUCAGAAUUUGAGCGGUUUGGGUGACACCGGCUUCAUGAAAGGUUUCAUACACAAGACAAGGCGUGAAGUCUGGAUCAUUGUGCUUUUCACAGCUUAUUUAUAUUGUCAUGGUUUCCCUGCAGCAUGGCCAGAUUUGUGAAGAAGUUGGUUUCUGUUGAGUACUGAUAAGAGCCAUUCACCCACUGAUUAUGCACAGAAAUGUUAGCGAUGCAUUGUGCCAAUGAAAAAUAAAAUGUUUUAUUUUUAAAAGGUU
Messenger RNA from Stegastes partitus (bicolor damselfish), 3051 nucleotides. It is a transcript of the gene colgalt1a, whose product is annotated as collagen beta(1-O)galactosyltransferase 1a. Lineage: Eukaryota; Metazoa; Chordata; Actinopteri; Pomacentridae. Gene Ontology annotation, molecular function: procollagen galactosyltransferase activity. The transcript has 12 exons. The record is from RefSeq and is a predicted model, not a curated record. Bases 172 to 2004 code for a protein of 610 amino acids.